This is a messenger RNA of Gryllus bimaculatus (two-spotted cricket), 657 nucleotides long. Lineage: Eukaryota; Metazoa; Arthropoda; Insecta; Orthoptera; Gryllidae. The record is from the annotation of a GenBank genome assembly.
AUGCUCGCAAACUAUAUUCUAUUUAACGCAUAUCCAUUAGAGUCUGAAUGGUGGGCAAUACGAUGUAACGUCCCUUCCCGUGUGAGGAGAGGAGAAAAGAGUGGUAGCGUUGGAAGCUCCUUGAUUGCAGAGAAGGGAUGUGGAGGUGUUGACGAUGCAGUUGCAGAUCCCUUGUUUGGACCAAGCGAGGUGACACCCACUAUAGCAAUGGGUGUAGUUGGUUCUAGUGCUGUUGAACAUGCUGCUACAGCAAGUGCAACAGAUGCUUAUUCUAGCCUUGUGAAAGAUCUUGUACUUUUGGCCAGGUGCAAGAAGCCAUUCUGGGAGAUGAAUCUGCGCCUUCGGUGUGUGAUAAGUGCAAGAUAUUCCUGUGCUUUCUAAUUUCGUAAUUCUAGUUGGUGAAUUAAAAGAAACAUCUUUCUUUUUGAUACAGAUUUGUUUUCAGAACAUUCAUUUGAGGACAUAGUAUCUUUCUUAACAUCAUUUUUUGCUUUUCAGAUCCUCUUCCAGAGAUGGCUUCUGAAGCAUGCAUAUUAGACCCUACGAGUUUGACCCUAAGUGGCUUUAAAUUAAUGUUCACCUUGAAGAGUCAGAACUCAGAGAGAUAAUUUUAAAGAAUUAUUGUUAUGUGCAGUUAAUGACUUGCUUCAUUGUGCA